AGGGAGCCUUCACUCACAUUCUUCGAUUUCUGGGAAAAAAGCCGCCUCCACAACGUCUCCGCUUUAUCAAAGCAAAGCUUGUCGUUGCCGGUUUUCAACUGUACGUCUCAUAAGCGCUUCGCCUACAAGAAGCAACAAGUGAUAGUCUAAGAGAAUUCAGCACUUUUUCUUGUAACUUCUUUCUGGCACGAUGGCCACCCUUGAAAAGCUGCUGCAAUCUAGCUCGCUGAGCGCGCAGUGCAAGUCAGACCUGCGUAGCCACGUGUCGGCGGUGAACGAGGAGUCGAAGCGGCUGCCGAAGCAGCCGCCAACGGAAGCGGACGCCGACCUGCCGAGCGCGACACAGAUGCCCACAGACAAUUCUUUUAAACGGCGACUCAAUGAUGCGGACAUGGAAGCCAGUAAGGAGCGCAGCACGCGCUACGUCUCACGCAAGCAGGACAACGAGGAGAUGGUGGCAACCCUCUCCGCCAUGAGUGCCAACCCAAGCGGUUCGUACUACAAGAAGUGCUCCACCCGUUUUGUGUGCGAUGACGGCACGCGUCGGGAUCCGUUCCAGGCAUCGCGCAGCCGCGGCGAAUUGUCCGGCAAAGACAACGACUUCGUGCACCGCUACGCAGAGGCUCUCACCAAGUCCUCGAUCGAGCGGCCUGCACCGUCUGACGACGCCUCCGUCACUGCCACCGAGGCGUACAAGGCGGCCUUCCGCGAGUACACGGGCAGGGAGCCGUCCGCGAAGGACUUGGCGGAGGUCGACCGUCUGACGUUUGCCUUCGACGAGAACGGCGGCGUGGGCGUCACUCAGAAGCCACACAGCUGUUACCCGCACAUGCACAUCUCCUCCACCAAGACGCCCACGACCCGCUGCACCAACCAGGUGUACCAGCCAGAAGCGCCUGCGGUGCGCGCGGCCCGCAGCCAGUUCCCCGGCCCGAUCCCUACGUGGUCCACCACCAAGCGCUCCCCUGCUGUGGCCACCAAUGGCACCUACCAGGCUGACCAUCAAGUGCCCAUGAGCAUUAAGCGUGCUGCCCUGGAUACCAUGGUCGGCUCCAAGUAA
This is a messenger RNA of Leptomonas pyrrhocoris, 1060 nucleotides long. RefSeq lists its product as hypothetical. The coding region runs from base 191 to 1060 and encodes 289 amino acids. The transcript has a single exon. NCBI's taxonomy places the organism in Eukaryota, Euglenozoa, Kinetoplastea, Trypanosomatida, Trypanosomatidae. The record is from RefSeq and is a predicted model, not a curated record.